Leptosomus discolor (cuckoo roller) is the source of this 688-nucleotide messenger RNA. The record is from RefSeq and is a predicted model, not a curated record. NCBI's taxonomy places the organism in Eukaryota, Metazoa, Chordata, Aves, Leptosomiformes, Leptosomidae.
CGUAUUGCACACCACAAGACCACUGCAUACGAGUCAGCAGUGUUUGGCUCCUUUGCCACCUCUGCCUGAGAAAGGAGGCGAAGUGCGUUAUGGUUUGAUCCCUGAGGAGUUUUUCAAGUUUCUCUAUCCUAAAACAGGAGUUACAGGGCCUUACAUGCUGGGAACUGGACUCUUGCUUUACUUGCUCUCUAAGGAAAUCUAUGUCAUUAACCACGAGACAGUUGCAGCCAUCUGCAUAUUAUCAGUCAUCAUUUACGGCGUGAAAAAAUAUGGGUCUGAUGUAGCAGCUUUUGCUGACAAACUUAAUGAGGAGAAAGUUGCUAAAGCUUUAGCCGUGAAAAACGAGACUAUUCACGAUCUCGAGACUGCCAUUGAAGAGGAGAAGAAGGAGCAGUGGCGGGUCGAGGGCUGUAAUUACCUCUUUGACGCGAAGCGGAACAACAUUGCGAUGUUGCUGGAAGCGAAUUACCGAGAAAGGUUACUGAUGGUGUACAACGAAGUAAAGAAAAGGCUGGACUAUCAGGUGGCGAUGCAGAACCUGAAGCGUCAGAAGGAGCAAGAUCACAUGAUUCAGUGGGUAGAGAAGAGUGUUGUUCAGAGCAUCACCCCUCAGCAGCAGAAGGAGAGCAUUGCAAAGUGCAUUUUGGACCUGAAGGCGCUGUCGAAGAGCGCGCAGGCAGCGGUGUAG